Messenger RNA from Phaeoacremonium minimum UCRPA7, 624 nucleotides. RefSeq lists its product as hypothetical. The record is from RefSeq and is a predicted model, not a curated record. Bases 1 to 624 code for a protein of 207 amino acids. NCBI's taxonomy places the organism in Eukaryota, Fungi, Ascomycota, Sordariomycetes, Togniniales, Togniniaceae. The transcript is spliced from 2 exons.
AUGGCUCGCAAGCGAAAGGACGCCGCUGAAAACAUCAAGCUCCGCCAACCCGACCGAUCCGGCCCGACAGACCAAACGCUUUUGCAGCUGGCCCAGGAACAAGACCUCUUCCGCAGGGCUCAGCAGCAAGAGGCGCAGAUCCGGAAGACCAAGAUCAAGACCAAGGCUCGGAAGUCGGGCGCGGAGAACGACGACGACGACGACGACGACGACGAAGACGACCAAGAUGCGCCGGGCCUCUCCCCAAUAGCCGAGCGCAUCAUGGACUCGGUCCUGUGGACAGUCAGCCUGGCCAUGCUACACUUCACCCUCGAUGUUCUCGUCCAGAACCAAUACGCCGUCCAGAUCUCCUGGUCCGCCGUCUCCACGCGUGCCGUCCAGGCCUUCUUUGCGAUAUACCAAAAUGCCCUGAGACAGGCCAUCUUCUUCGUCGCCAGCAUCGCCGCUGGGUGCUAUCUCAUCCACAUCAGCAACAAAUACGACUAUCUCGCCGUCAUGAAGCAAGCGCCCCCUCUCGGCUGUCUGUGGGUGUGGUCCGUCAUCGAGCUCGACCUGCCCUUUGCCGUCCUUAGCCUAGCAUGUGCUGCCUUGUUCCUGUGGCAGGGGGGCUAUGACUUCAAGUAG